Molecule: messenger RNA, 3189 nt
Organism: Rhincodon typus (whale shark)
Lineage: Eukaryota; Metazoa; Chordata; Chondrichthyes; Orectolobiformes; Rhincodontidae
Product: zinc finger protein 501-like
Exons: 5
Coding region: 350-1813 (487 amino acids)
Source: RefSeq, a predicted model, not a curated record
UCGGGUGAUGCCGAUAGACAGCGUCUUGUUUCUCGGCUCCAAAAAGGUUAAAAAUAAGGCGGGAAGAAGGAAGCGAUGAAUCGGGUGGUGAGACGGAGAGAAGUCGCGAACAUCUUGUGAUAUUACAACAAAAUUCACAGUUUGGAAAAUCCAAGUACGUCCAAUCACAUCAAAAUCUGACAGAAUUAUUCAGUACAUCAGGACUAGGACGUAAUCAGCCUUUGAAAAAUUCAGGAUUUGAAGAUAUGAAACUCAAACCAAGCAUCGCAUCAAGAUCUGGCAGAAACACCGGAGACAUCAGGACACGAAAUUAGAAGGUGACUGAAACCAAACAUCACAUCAGCACUUGAUGAACUUAUCCAAUUUGCUGCACUUAAAUCAUCAAGUUAUGAACAUGGAAAGAAAAGACACCAUCCACAGUGCAGAGAAACCGUACACAUGUUCGCUAUGUGGACAGGGUUUCAGCCGAUCAUCUGGCCUGUCAAAACACAAGCACAGUCAUACUGGGGAGAAACCGUGGAAAUGUGGGCACUGUGGGAAGGGAUUCAGUUACCCUUCUGAGCUGGAAACUCACCAGCGCAGUCACACUGGGGAGAGGCCAUUCACCUGCUCUGAAUGCGGGAAAGGAUUCAUUCGGUCCUCCCACUUGAUGAGACACCAGCGCACUCACACUGGGGAGAGGCCAUUCAUCUGCUCUGAGUGCGGAGAGAAAUUCACUCUGCAUUCCAACUUCAUGAUUCACUGCCAAAUUCAUAGCGGACGAAUACCUUUCACCUGCUCUGUGGAUGGGCAGCCAUUCAUUGAUUCAGCUACCCUGCAAAACCAACCUGUUCACACUUUUGAGAAACCUUUCAAAUGUCUAGACUGUGGGACGUGCUGUCAAAGUUCUGUGGAACUGAUGACCCAUCAGCGCGUUCACACUGAUAAAAGACCAUUCAGAUGCUCUUACUGCGGGACUGGGUUCAAGCACUCAUCUCAACUCAUCGUACAUGAGCGACUUCACACUGGGGAGAGACCUUUUAAAUGCACAGACUGCGGGAAGUGCUACAAAAGUUCUGGGGAACUGAUGUCCCAUCAACGGGUUCACACUGACGAGAGACCGUUCAGAUGCUUGCAUUGUGGGACUGGCUUCAAGCACUCAUCUCAACUCACUGCACACCAGCGAAUUCACACGGGAGAGAGGCCUUUCACCUGCUCUGAGUGUGGGAAGGGAUUUGCUCAAUCAGCUGAUCUGCUGACUCACCAGCGGGUUCACACUGGGGAGAGGCCUUUCACCUGCUCUGAAUGUGGGAAGAAAUUCACUCAGCUCGCCCACCUGGUGACACACCAGCGGGUUCACACCGGGGAGCGGCCGUUCACCUGCUCUGAGUGUGGGAAGAAAUUCACUCAGCUAGCCCACCUGCUGACACACCAGCGAGUUCACAAUGGAGAGAGACCUUUUCAGUGCCCAGACUGUGGGAAGUGCUAUAAAAGCUCUUGGGAACUAAUGUCCCAUCAACUUAUUCACUCUGAUGAGAAACCGUUCAGGUGCUCUCAGUGUGGAAUAGGGUUCAAGCGAUCAUCUCAACUCACUGUACACCAGCGGGUUCACACUGACAAGAGACUUUUUAAAUGCCCAGACUGUGGGAAGUGCUACAAAAGUUCUGCAGAACUGAUGUCCCAUCAACGCGUUCACACGAACGAGAGAUCCUUCAGAUGCUUUCACUGUGGAACUGGCUUCAAGCACUUAUCUCAACUCACUGUCCACCAGCAAGUUCACACUGGGGAGAGACCUUUUAACUGUCCCGACUGGGAAGUGUUUCAACAGGGCUGAUGGACUGACAUCCUAUCGACAUGUUCACACUGAUGAGAGGCCAUUCAGAUGCUCUGACUGUGGGACUGGGUUCAAGCACUUAUCUCAACUCACUGCCCACCAGCGAAUUCACACUGGGGAGAAACCAUUCACCUGUUCCGAGUGUGGGAAAGGAUUCACCCGGUCAUUGCACCUGCUGACUCACCAGCGAGUUCACACUGGGGAGAGGCCUUUCUCCUGCUCAGUGUGUGGGAAGACAUUCACUCAGUCGUACCACCUGCUGACACACCAGCGGGUUCACACUGAUGAAAGACCCUUUGUCUGCCCUCGCUGUGGAAAGAGUUUCAGGCAUUUAGGUAACCUCAUUUCACACCAGCGAGUUCACACCGUGGAGCAGCCGUUCACCUGCUCUGUGUGUGGAAAAGGAUUCACACAGUCAGCAAACCUGGCGAUCCACCAGCGAGUUCACGAGUGACCACGGGUUGGAUUCUGCUAUUGCUACAACUAGUAGUCAAAUCCAGGACUGACCCAUAUUAUUUCUGAUAUUUACAGUUUGUUUUUGCUGAUGAUGUUAAUGUGCCUGUCACAGGCCAGAGUUUAAUAUUCUGGAUCUAUAGCUAACUGUUUUCCUUGGGCUGCCGUUUCCUUUUGAGAACUGCUGUCUGUCUUCUAUCCUCUUAGUUCAAGAACUCUCAGAAAAUAGAUUUGAAUAAUAUUCCAUUAGAAAUUUCUGCAAUUUAAUGUCUGCAAGGUGCCAUUGAUUAAAACCUUCAGUGAGAGAGUGCAAAUGAAUAUUUGUUGACAAUUCUUACUCUGUUCCACACACUGGCCCAUCUGUCAUCUGCCAGAAAGAAGGGAUGUCGGAAUUGGGUGAGAAUCAAGAGUCUCCAAAUAUUACCUUUCUGCCAGGUACAGAACUCCAGUCAGCUCAGGAAUGGAGACAAAUGCAAUCUGAUCAAUGAUUUGGAAGAACCCACUAUCCAAAAUGUUCACAAAAUCUGCGAAAAUUUCUGCAAUAGUAUAGAAUUCAUAGUUACAUUUUAAAGCAUUUAAUUAUCUCAAAUUCUUACCUGAACUGUUUUUUCCUUACCAGUGCCUCCCAAACCAUGUUCUAAUGUGACCCCAAAGUAAGAUCGUGGUAUAGUAGACAGUGAAGAACGUUAUCUAAGAUUACAAAGAGAUCUUGAUCUCUUGGGUCAAUGGGCUGAGGAGUGGCAGAUGGAGUUUAAUUUGGAUAAAUGUGAGGUGCCACAUUUUGACAAAACCAACAAGGGCAGGACAGAAACAAUUCAUUGUAGAGCCCUGGAUAGUGUUACAGAACAGAGAGACCUCGGCAUUCAGGUACAUAAUUCUUUGAAAUUUGCGCCACAGGGUGGUCAAGAAGGCAUUUAGCCUGC